Molecule: messenger RNA, 3716 nt
Organism: Cuscuta epithymum
Lineage: Eukaryota; Viridiplantae; Streptophyta; Magnoliopsida; Solanales; Convolvulaceae
Source: the annotation of a GenBank genome assembly
CUCAACAAUCAAAGCUUGCUUAACUCAAACCCCUGCGCCCCGCUCCCGCCCUGCAGCAUUCUCAAUUCAGUCCAUAUAAAUUCGCAAAAUACAAAAAGUAUAGGCAGCCUUUUCAGCCUGUUGCAAGUUCAAAGGAAUUGUAUUGUUCUCCGGAGAACACAGCUGGCCGGCAGAACCAAUGGGAACGCCAGCCGCCGCCGCAACCGCCACCACCACAUAUGCUCUUAUACAUAAACAACGCCGGCACCACGACCGCCGAAGCCACACUUCUCACCAUACAACUCUACUCUUCACUGAGCGCAUCGAUUUCCCUCUACUCGCUUUUCGGCCGGUCUCUCAUUGCCAACACGUUAGACGCCGUCGUUCCAUUCCCUCACACUUACCUGUGGCAGCUUCCCUGAAGGAGAACAUUAACGGGUUGAAAACAACGUUGAGUAAUUUCACGUCUUUGAACCACUGGGUCGUGAGAGACUAUGACAGGCUCGUCAGUUUAGUUAAUGCUUUUGAACCCCAAAUUCAGGAACUUUCCGAUGAUCAGCUGAGCGCAAAAACAGUGGAGUUUCGCAAACGAUUGAGAGAAGGAGAGUCCUUGUCCCAUAUUCAAGCAGAGGCAUUUGCUGUUGUUCGUGAAGCUGCAAAAAGAAAGCUGGGAAUGCGCCACUUUGAUGUCCAGAUUAUUGGUGGAGCUGUGCUUCAUGAUGGAGCUAUUGCAGAGAUGAAAACUGGUGAAGGGAAGACAUUAGUGUCCACAUUAGCAGCAUAUCUCAAUGCCUUGACUGGGGAGGGUGUUCAUGUUGUCACAGUUAAUGAUUACCUAGCACAACGUGAUGCUGAAUGGAUGGGACGGGUUCAUCGUUUCCUUGGUCUUUCUGUCGGCCUUAUUCGUAAAGGGAUGUCAGCUCAAGAGAGGAGAUUGAAUUAUGGAUGUGAUGUAACAUACACUAACAAUUCAGAACUUGGUUUUGAUUAUUUACGAGAUAACCUUGCUAAUAACCGUGAACAACUUGUGAUGAAAUGGCCAAAACCUUUCCAUUUUGCAAUAGUAGAUGAAGUUGACUCAGUCCUCAUAGAUGAAGGAAGGAAUCCUUUAUUAAUAAGUGGCGAGGCAAGCAAAGAUGCUGCACGAUAUCCUGUUGCUGCUAGAGUAGCUGAUCUGCUCAUGAGGGGUCUUCAUUACAACAUAGAGCUGAAGGACAACUCUGUGGAACUAACUGAAGAAGGAAUUGUUCUUGCGGAGAUGGCCCUGGAAACAAAUGACUUGUGGGAUGAGAAUGAUCCAUGGGCAAGAUUUGUAAUGAAUGCCUUAAAAGCCAAGGAGUUCUAUAAGCGAGAUGUCCAAUACAUUGUCAGAAAUGGGAAAGCUUUAAUUAUAAAUGAGUUGACCGGACGAGUUGAAGAGAAAAGGCGGUGGUCAGAUGGGAUUCAUCAGGCUGUGGAGGCAAAAGAAGGUCUAAAUAUUGAGGCUGAUUCUGUUGUUGUAGCACAAAUUACGUACCAAUCACUAUUUAAGUUAUACCCGAGGCUUUCAGGAAUGACUGGAACUGCGAAAACUGAGGAGAAAGAAUUUUUAAAAAUGUUCAAAACGCCAGUGAUUGAAGUGCCUACAAAUUUGCCAAACAUCCGAAAAGACUUGAAUACACAAGCUUUUGCUACUACACGGGGAAAAUGGGAAUAUGUUCGUGAAGAGAUCGAGUACAUGUUUAGACUGGGUCGUCCAGUUUUAGUUGGAACCACGAGUGUUGAGAACUCUGAAUAUUUGUCCACUUUACUUAAGAAAAGGAAAAUUCCACACAACGUCCUCAAUGCUCUGCCCAAGUAUGCUGCUAGAGAGGCUGAAAUUGUUGCUCAAGCAGGGAGAAAGCAUGCAAUCACCAUUUCAACUAAUAUGGCAGGAAGGGGUACUGACAUCAUCCUAGGAGGAAAUCCUAAGAUGCUUGCGAAAGAAAUUUUGGAAGACAACUUAAUGUCUUCGCUGUCGCAAGAUAUUCCUCAAGCUGAUAUUGAUGAUGGAGAGAUGAAUCUACAAAAGGUCUUAUUAAGAAUAAAAGUUGGACCAUCAUCUCUAGCUUUGUUGGCUAAGACAGCUCUGUUGGCUAAGUAUGUAUGCAAAAAUGAGGGUAAGAAAUGGCCAUAUGAAGAGGCGAAAUCUAUAAUUUCUGAAUCUAUAGAAAUGAGUCAAUCCAUUGAAUUGGGAGAGCUGAUGAAGCUUGCUGAAGAUCAAUCGGAAAUGUACCCUCUUGGACCAUCAAUUGCACUUGCAUUCUUAUCAGUUUUACAGGAUUGUGAGUCCCACUGUUUAAAAGAGGGUCUAGAAGUGAAAAGGCUUGGAGGCUUGCAUGUGAUUGGGACCUCUUUACACGAAUCAAGAAGAAUUGAUAACCAGCUUCGAGGAAGAGCAGGAAGGCAAGGGGAUCCUGGAUCAACAAGAUUUAUGGUAAGCUUGCAGGAUGAGAUGUUUCAAAAGUUUAACCUUGAUACUGAGUGGGCAGUGAAGCUCAUAUCUAGAAUUACUAAUGAUGAAGAUAUUCCAAUUGAAGGUGAUGCAAUUGUGAAACAGCUUCUGGCCUUGCAAAUCAAUGCGGAGAAGUACUUCUUUGGAAUAAGAAAGAGCCUCGUGGAAUUUGAUGAAGUUCUCGAGGUGCAAAGGAAGCAUGUUUAUAAUCUUCGCCAACUAAUAUUAACUGGUGGUUUUGACAGUUGUUCACAGAAUAUUCUGCAGUACAUGCAAGCUGUGGUUGAUGAAAUUGUCAUUAAAUGUGUGGAUCCUCAAAAGCAUCCAAGCAAGUGGUUUUUGGGUAAACUUUUGAGUGACUACACAGGCUUAGCUGGAAAAAUAUUGAAUGAUCAUUUCUCAGGGAUUACUGAGGAAGCUCUUUUGGAUUCACUUCUGCGGAUUGAUGAAAUGUAUUCUGUAACUAUUGAUGACGUCUAUUUACCAAAUUUGCCUGCAAUUCAAAAUUCUUUUAGAGGGAUUCGUGGAGAAUGUGCUUCCUUGAAGCGAUGGCUAGCCAUAUGCACAGAUGACUCAAUCAAAGGUGGAAAGUACAAAGUGACAGUUAAUUACGUCCGCAAGUACCUUGGAGACUUCCUGAUUGCCUCCUAUUUGAAUGUCAUACAAGAAUCUGGUUAUGAUGCAGGAUAUGCAAAUGAAAUAGAGAGGGCAGUACUUCUGAAGACUAUUGAUUGCUUCUGGAGAGAUCAUCUCGUAAACAUGAACAGGCUAAGCUCAUCAGUGAAUGUUAGAACUUUUGGGCACAGAAACCCACUGGAAGAAUACAAGAUUGACGGUUGCCGCUUUUUCAUUUCGAUGCUCAAUGCAACCAGGAGGUUAACUGUUGAGUCCCUCUUGCGCUAUUGGGCAUCUCCAAUGGAAUCCUAUGAAUUAUAUGUUUAGGGGUGUCAUUCUAAAAGCUUAAAUUUUCACUUUUAGACCUUACUCUACAGUUAAGAUUAAUUUAACACUAAAAGUUGUGCUAAUACUUGGCAGAAUUAAAUUGUCAAUGUGAUCUAAUAGUUAAAAUUAAUAUUUGAUGCUAAUGAGCGAAAAGAUGGCCGUUAAAUUAUAUUUGGCCAACGAUAGUGUGUGCCUGGAUUAAAGUAUCAUCUAUAUUUGGAUGAAGUGUUGAGAAGUGUUAAUAAUGUAAGUGUUAAGGAAUGUUGAAUACUUGAAUAUAUAGAAAUUGCUCCUAUUUUUUUCUCUUUUUGAUGUUUAUGUA